This is a messenger RNA of Arxiozyma heterogenica, 1674 nucleotides long. RefSeq names its product adenylate cyclase-binding protein (gene SRV2). Bases 1 to 1674 code for a protein of 557 amino acids. Gene Ontology annotation, cellular component: cytoplasm. Lineage: Eukaryota; Fungi; Ascomycota; Saccharomycetes; Saccharomycetales; Saccharomycetaceae. Gene Ontology annotation, molecular function: actin binding; adenylate cyclase binding. The transcript has a single exon. Gene Ontology annotation, biological process: cytoskeleton organization; actin filament organization. The record is from RefSeq and is a predicted model, not a curated record.
AUGCCUGAUCAAGGAAAAUUUGCUAUCCAAGGUUUCAAUUUAGUUAAACUUUUAAAAAGAUUAGAAGAUGCUACUGCUCGUUUAGAAGAUGUGACCCUUUACCAAGAAGGUUAUAUCCAAUCUAAAAUAGAAGAAAGAACUCAUGCAGCUAAAAACACUACAAGUGAUGAUUCAACACCUGUUAGCGAUUCAAAUUCCAGUUGUGUGGGAGUUAGUAAAGAAACAAAGAAACAAGAAGAUAGAGACGCUAAUGUGCUUGAACCUACAAUUAAAGAAAUUGAUGAAGAAACCCCAAAAUCUGUUUUGGAAUUUGAAGCUUUUCUCAGUGAGAAUAUUGAUAAAUUAUUAAACAUAUCUGAAAAGAUUGAUCCAUUACUAUUAGAAUCUAUUAAAUUGUUUAAGAAGUCGUUUUUAGUCCAAUUGGAUUUAAUUAAUUUAGCUGUUAAAGCUCAACAACCAGAUUAUUCUUCUCCUGAGUUUAUGAACAUAGUUAAACAGAUUAAUGAAAAUAUUACAUCUAUUACUGAAUUAAAGGAUAAGAACCGUCAAAGUCUUGUCUUCUCCUAUUUGAACGCUGUUGUAGAAGGUGCUUUAGUUUUAUCAUGGUUUGCUAUACCAACACCACUUUCCUUUAUAUCAGAUAUAAAGGAUGCUGCUCAAUUUUGGACAAAUAAAGUUUUGAAAGAAUUUAAGGCGAAUGAUCCAAACUCCGCUGAAUGGGUCACCACUUUUUUGAAGUUAUUUGAUAAUUUGAAAGUAUAUGUUAAAGAAUAUCACACUACAGGAUUAAAAUGGAAUAAUACGCCAUCGGCUAUAGAUUUUAAAGAGGCAGUAGCCCAAAUGCAAAGCAUAUCUUCCUCUAAUGUACCAGUUGCUGUCGUUACCGAUGCCCCCGCUGCUGCUGCAUCAGCUCCACCACCCCCUCCAGCCCCACCAGCAUCUGUCUUUGAGGUUAAAACUAACGAUUCUGAAAGUGCUUCCUCUGGUGGCAUGGACGCAGUCUUUGCAGAAUUAAAUCAAGGUGAGGAUAUUACUAAAGGUUUGAAAAAAGUAGAUAAAUCACAACAAACCCAUAAAAACCCAGAAUUACGUGCUGGUUCUACAGUGCCAGGUUCUUCCUCGACUACCACUAAAUCUGGCGUGCCACCACCAAAACCAAAAAAACCUUCCACUUUAAAAACAAAGAAGCCACCAAGAAAGGAGUUAAUAGGCAAUAAGUGGUUCAUUGAAAACUAUGAUUCUCAACCUAAUGAGGGUGGACCAAUCCUUGUCGAGGCUAAUAAGGAUGAAUCAGUUUUUAUUGGUAAAUGUUCCAAUGUAUUUAUUCAAAUCAAGGGGAAAGUUAAUGCUAUAUCUUUAAGUGAAACAGAGAAGUGUUCACUUUUAUUGGAAUCAUGUAUAUCUGGUUUAGAUAUUGUUAAAUCCAACAAAUUUGGCGUUCAAGUGGAGAAUUUUUUGCCCCAGAUAUCUAUUGACAAGUCUGAUAAUGGUAGUAUUUAUCUUUCAAAGGAAUCAUUAAAUACAGAAAUCUUCACUUCUUGUUCGACCACUAUAAAUGUUAAUUUACCAGUUGGUGAAGAUGAUGAUUUCGUGGAGUUUCCAAUCCCAGAACAAUUAAAACAUACAUUUUCGAAUGGUAAGUUGACUUCUUCUGUAUUUGAACAUAUGGGUUGA